Boleophthalmus pectinirostris (great blue-spotted mudskipper) is the source of this 4515-nucleotide messenger RNA. It is a transcript of the gene nrxn1a, whose product is annotated as neurexin 1a. Bases 1 to 4515 code for a protein of 1504 amino acids. NCBI's taxonomy places the organism in Eukaryota, Metazoa, Chordata, Actinopteri, Gobiiformes, Gobiidae. The record is from RefSeq and is a predicted model, not a curated record. The transcript has 27 exons.
AUGGCGGUGUGCGUUUGGGCGGCUGCCCCGCUGCUCUUCCUCGGGCUGUGCCUGUGCAGUGUGGGGGGCCAGGCCCAGGGCGAGGUGCUGGAGUUUGGGGGCGUGUCCAGCCAGUGGGGGAGGUUCCCUGUGUGGAACGCGUGCUGUGAGAGUGUGCUUAGCUUCAGUCUGCGGACUCACAGUCAGGAGGGCCUCCUGCUGUACCUGGACGACGAGGGCUUCUGUGACUUCCUGGAGCUGCUGCUGCUGCACGGACACCUGCGUCUGCGCUUCUCCAUUUUCUGCGCCGAACCUGCCGAGCUGCAGUCGGGUGUCGCCGUGAGCGACGGGCGCUGGCACGCCGUGCGCAUCAAGCGGGACUGGAGGAACACGUCUCUGGAGGUGGACGGGCGGCUGGAGGGCUGGGCGGAGGUGAAGAGUAAGAGGAGAGAUAUGACAGUGUUUAGUCCCACUUUUGUGGGCGGGAUCACGGCGGAGCUACACUCCUCGCCGCUGCGCCUCACCUCCGCCUCGGUCCGGGACCACCCGCCUUUCCGCGGCUGGAUCACGGCGCUCAGCGUCAACGGGACCAUGGUCACCCUCGACAGCUCCGAGGGCGUCACCGUGACGACGGGCUGCGGCCCGGACCACCAGUGCCAGAACGGAGGGGUGUGCAGCGUGGUCAACGACCAGGCCGUGUGCGACUGCUCCGACACCGGUUUCCAAGGCAAUGACUGCAGCGAAGAUGAUGCUAUGAGGCAGAGUCUGGCACACCUGAUGAUUGGCGAUCAAGGUAUGGCAUCCGGACAGAAGCGCGAAUCCGGUUUGGUUCGUUCAUUUCUGUCCUGUGAAUCUCGUGAGGAGUACGUGGCCACCUUUAAGGGCUCGGAGUACUUCUGCUACGACCUGUCUCCAAACCCGAUCCAGUCGAGCAGCGAUGAGAUCACGCUCUCCUUUAAGACUCUGCAGAGGAACGGCCUGAUGCUGCACACGGGGAAAUCCGCCGACUACGUGAACCUGGCUCUGAAGAACGGGGCCGUGUCCCUCGUCAUAAACCUGGGCUCUGGAGCCUUCGAGGCGCUGGUUGAACCGGUCAACGGGAAAUUCAACGACAACGCCUGGCACGACGUCAAAGUCACACGCAACCUGAGACAGCACUCAGGCAUUGGACACGCUAUGGUGACCAUUUCUGUGGACGGCAUCCUCACCACCACCGGAUACACCCAGGAGGACUACACCAUGCUGGGGUCCGACGACUUCUUCUACGUGGGCGGGAGUCCCAGCACGGCCGACCUGCCCGGAUCUCCUGUCAGCAAUAACUUCAUGGGCUGCUUGAAAGAGGUUGUGUACAAGAACAAUGACGUGCGGUUAGAGCUGUCCAGGCUGGCCAAGCAAGGAGACCCAAAGAUGAAGGUCAGCGGAGUGGUAUCGUUUAAGUGUGAAAGCGUGGCCACUCUGGACCCCGUCACUUUCGACACGCCCGAGUCUUUUGUGUCUUUGAGCAAAUGGACGGCGAAGAAGGCCGGGUCCAUCUCCUUCGACUUCAGAACCACCGAGCCAAACGGACUGAUGCUUUUCAGUCACGGAAAACCCAAAACCCAGGCACGCAAGGACCCCCGUACCCCGCCCACCGUCAAGGUGGACUUCUUUGCCAUUGAGAUGUUGGACGGGCAUCUGUAUCUGUUACUGGACAUGGGCUCAGGGACCACCAAGACUAAAGCCAUAGAUCGAAAAGUGAAUGAUGGAGAGUGGUACCACGUGGACUUCCAGAGAGACGGACGAUCAGGUACGAUCUCGGUGAACAGUGUGCGAACAGCCUACACAGCUCCAGGAGACAGUGAGAUCUUGGAUUUGGAUGACACCCUUUAUCUCGGGGGACUUCCUGAAGACCGCGCCGGGCUCAUCUUCCCCACCGAGGUGUGGACCGCUCUGUUGAACUACGGCUACGUCGGCUGCAUCCGGGACCUGUUUGUGGACGGGCAGAGUAAAGAUAUCCGCAGACUGGCAGAGGCUCAGAGGGCGGUGGGGGUCAAACCGUCCUGCUCCAGGGAGCCCCCGAAACAGUGUCUGAGCAACCCCUGCCAGCACAACGGCAUCUGCAGAGAGGGCUGGAACAGAUACGUGUGCGACUGCUCGGGGACCGGCUACCUGGGACGCUCCUGUGAGAGAGACGCCACCAUCCUCUCUUACGACGGCAGUAAAUUCAUGAAGGUGCAGUUGCCCGUAGCGAUGCACACGGAGGCGGAGGAUGUGUCUUUGCGGUUCAGGUCUCAACGCGCCUACGGGAUCCUCAUGGCAACCACCUCCAGGAACUCCGCCGACACCCUGAGACUGGAGCUGGACGGGGGACGGGUGCGGCUCACUGUGAACCUGGACUGUAUCAGGAUUAACUGUACAGCCAGUAAAGGUCCAGAGACUAUCUUUGCUGGUUCUGCGCUCAAUGAUAACGAGUGGCACACGGUGAGAGUGGUUCGGCGCGGAAAGAGCCUCAAACUCACCGUGGACGACCUCCAGCCUGUGGAAGGUCAAAUGGCGGGCGACCACACCCAGCUGGAGUUUCACAACGUGGAGACCGGCAUCGUGACGGAGAAGCGCUUCAUGCCCGCCGUACCCUCCAACUUCAUCGGGCACCUCCAGGGCCUCACUCUCAACGGGAUGCCCUACAUCGACCUGUGCAAGAACGGAGACAUAGACUACUGCGAGCUGAACGCCGUGAUCGGGUACAAAAGCAUCGUGGCGGACCCCGUCACGUUCAGGUCCAGGUCCAGUUUUGUGACCCUCCCCACGCUCCAGGCCUAUUACUCCAUGCACCUGUUCAUGCAGUUCAAAACCACCUCACCAGACGGACUCAUACUUUUCAACAGAGGAGACGGGAAUGACUUCAUCGUGGUGGAGCUGGUUAAAGGUUACCUGCAUUACAUCUCAGACCUGGGGAACGGAGCUCAUUUAAUCAAAGGAAACUCGAACUCUCCUCUGAACGAUAACCACUGGCACAACGUCCACAUCUCCAGAGACACCAACAACCUGCACGUGGUGAAGAUCGACACCAAAGUGACCACGCAGACCACCAUGGGCGCCAAGAACCUCGACCUCAAAGGUGAUUUGUACAUCGGAGGCGUUUCCAAGGAGAUGUACCGGGACCUGCCCAAACUGGUCCACUCCCGGGAGGGUUUCCAGGGCUGCCUCGCCACCGUGGAUCUGAACGGACGCCUGCCGGACCUCCUCGCCGACGCCUUGGCCACCGUGGGACAAGUGGAGAGGGGCUGUGAAGGCCCCAGUACGACGUGUCAGGAGGACUCGUGCUCCAACCAGGGCGUGUGUUUACAGCAGUGGGAGGGCUUCACCUGUGACUGCAGCAUGACGUCGUACGCAGGACCGCUCUGUAACGACGCUGGUACCACUUACAUCUUCGGACGUGACGGGGGAAUGGUGAUCUACACUUGGCCCCCGAACGAGCGCCCCAGCACCCGAGCGGACCGCCUGGCUCUGGGCUUCAGCACCCAACAAAAACACGCCAUCCUCCUGAGAGUGGAUAGUGCGUCAGGACUGGGAGACUACCUACAGCUGCAGAUAGACAAAGGCAACAUCCGCGUGGUUUUCAAUGUCGGCACGGACGACAUAAACAUCGAGGAGAGCUCAAAGUUUGUGAACGACGGAAAGUACCACAUCGUGCGUUUCACCCGGAGCGGAGGGAACGCCACUCUCCAGCUCGACGACCUCCCCGUCAUCGAACGCUACCCCUCAGGCAACAAUGAUAACGAGCGCCUGGCCAUCGCCAGACAGCGAAUCCCCUAUCGGCUUGGUCGAGUAGUUGACGAUUGGCUACUCGACAAAGGUCGUCAGCUGACCAUUUUCAACAGCCAGACGACGGUGCGGGUGGGCGGGGGCGAGCGCGGGUCGGCCAUGUUCCAGGGGCAGCUCUCGGGGCUGUACUACAACGGCCUGAGGAUCCUCAACAUGGCCGCCGAGGGACACCCGCACAUCCGGGUGGAGGGGAGCGCGCGCCUGGUGGGGGACAUGCCAUCCUCCUCCAUGACGCCCCAGUCCAGCGCCGCCGCCGGGGGAAACCGCUCUGACUCCGCCCCCUCCAUCAGCGACAUCACCACGACCACGGCGACCAACAGGAAGCAGGGCGCCACGCAGCAGUCUACGGACGACCUCUUGGUGGCGUCGGCGGAGUGUCCCAGUGACGAUGAGGACAUUGACCCGUGUGACCCGAGCUCAGGUAAACUGGCCCGGCCUCCGCUGCCCGAGGUCAAAGUCUUCACGGGUCCGGUCGGCGAGGUGAGGGAGAGCAGCAGCACCACGGGGAUGGUCGUCGGGAUCGUCGCCGCGGCAGCGCUGUGCAUCCUCAUCCUCCUCUACGCCAUGUACAAGUACCGCAACCGCGACGAAGGCUCCUACCACGUGGACGAGAGCCGCAACUACAUUAGCAACUCUGCCACCCAGCCCAACGGUAGCGCCAAGGACAAGCCACUGGGCAUCGCCAAAAUCUCGAAAAACAAGAAAAAUAAGGAUAAGGAGUAUUACGUUUGA